UAAUCCAGUGUCAUUUUCCCUAGUCAACAGUUCUUCCGUUCCAAUACUGGAUUCAAAAAGCGCUCCAUCGGCGUAAUAAAGCCGGGCAAAUUCUCCCCAUUCCCUCAAUCUCUUAAUCCCACUCUCUCUACGCCAAUCUGCUCCAAAAUUUACGAAGGGUAACGAAUAAUCGUUAAAACGACAAAUGGCUGAUUAGGUCGUACAUUCCCAAUCCAAAGUCCAGCAGCUUCUUAUAAAUACGGACUGUGUGUUUUUCGUUUCCCGAAUACAAGGUGGCGGAGCUACAUCUGCAGCAAAAAGCAAAUGGUGAACCUUUUGUGGCUUGGCAUUGUUAUAGGACUCGCUUUUGGCCACUGGGUCGAUGGCCAUGUAAAGUAUCAUUUCAAUGAAACAGAGCUGUCUUUGUUGGAGUUUCAUGAGGCAUCCUUCAAUGGGGGGAAACCUCUGCUUGUAGGACUGACCCUUAUUCAAAAUGCCGGCACUAAUGGAGCAGUCUGCUUGGAUGGGUCAUUACCUGGUUAUCAUUUGGAUAAAGGAUAUGGAUCAGGGGCAAACAGCUGGCUUGUUAAUUUAGAGGGCGGUGGGUGGUGUAAUGAUGUUAGAACAUGUGUUUACCGCAAGAAAACACGCAGGGGAUCAUCACAUUUCAUGGAAAAGGAGAUUCCUUUUACAGGAAUACUAAGCAAUGAUGCUGCUCAAAAUCCAGAUUUUUACAACUGGAACAGGGUGAAGAUUCGUUAUUGUGAUGGUGCCUCUUUUGCUGGGGAUGGUGAAGACAAGAACGCACAACUGCAAUUCAGAGGACAGCGUAUUUGGUUGGCUGCAAUGGAAGAAUUGAUGUCAAAGGGAAUGCGAUAUGCCAAGCAGGCUUUUCUUACUGGAUGCUCUGCCGGUGGUUUGGCCGCUAUAAUUCACUGUGAUGAAUUUGGAAGUCUAUUUCCAAUGACUACCAAAGUGAAGUGUCUUAGUGAUGCUGGGUUAUUUCUUGACACGGUUGAUGUAUCUGGUGGGCGUUCACUGAGGAAAAUGUACAGCAGAGUCGUAAGGUUGCAGGGAGUGAAGAAGAAUCAGCCUCAAACUUGUACUAAGCAUCUUGAUCCCACUUCGUGUUUUUUCCCUGAGAACUUGAUUGGAAGUGUUAGAACCCCCCUAUUUAUUCUCAAUGCAGCCUAUGAUUCAUGGCAGAUUCAGUCAAGCUUGGCUUCUCCAUCAGCAGAUCCCCAUGGCUAUUGGCACCAUUGUAGAUUGAACUAUGCUACCUGUACGGGACCGCAACUUCAUUUUCUGCAAGCAUUCAGGAAUCAAAUGCUAAACGCUGUUAGAGGCUUUGCAAGAUCGAAUCAGAAUGGUUUGUUUAUAAAUUCAUGUUUUUCACACUGCCAAAGUGAGAGGCCGGAUACAUGGUUUGCUGACAAUUCCCCUGCCAUCAGGAACAAGGCAAUUGCUUUGGCUGUGGGAGAUUGGUAUUUCGACAGAGCAGGUGUGAAGGACAUUGACUGUCCAUUUCCAUGCGAUAAGACUUGCCACCAUCUGGUUUUCAGAUGACCGGAACUUCAUCUGCCGUCUCUAGCUCAUUCAUCAUCCCAUAACAGACAAUAAAAGACAAGGUAGCUGAUCAGGUCAAAUUCUCUUCCAAGAUUUACCAGUAAUCCAACGGUGAAAUCCAUUUUUACAGUUUACAUCAAUUAGCUGUGUAUGUGGAGCCAGUUGCUCUCUCUCUCUCUCUCUCACACACACACACACAUUUUUUGCCCGAGCAGAGGCGUACGGUCAUUGUUAGCCAAAAACACUGGCUUUGAUUUAAUGGAAUCUAUCUCACAGUUUUACUGUUUGCGAGGAAUCAA
Messenger RNA from Prosopis cineraria, 1844 nucleotides. Its product is annotated as pectin acetylesterase 12-like. Gene Ontology annotation, molecular function: pectin acetylesterase activity. Gene Ontology annotation, biological process: cell wall organization. Lineage: Eukaryota; Viridiplantae; Streptophyta; Magnoliopsida; Fabales; Fabaceae. Gene Ontology annotation, cellular component: plant-type cell wall. The transcript is spliced from 12 exons. Bases 304 to 1545 code for a protein of 413 amino acids. The record is from RefSeq and is a predicted model, not a curated record.